This is a messenger RNA of Ctenopharyngodon idella (grass carp), 5276 nucleotides long. It is a transcript of the gene stk24a, whose product is annotated as serine/threonine kinase 24a (STE20 homolog, yeast). The transcript has 11 exons. NCBI's taxonomy places the organism in Eukaryota, Metazoa, Chordata, Actinopteri, Cypriniformes, Xenocyprididae. The coding region runs from base 33 to 1271 and encodes 412 amino acids. Gene Ontology annotation, biological process: protein phosphorylation. The record is from RefSeq and is a predicted model, not a curated record. Gene Ontology annotation, molecular function: ATP binding; protein kinase activity.
AGCAGCAUAUUCAGGAAGCAGCAGCCACAGUCAUGGACACUAAUGGACUAAAGAAUUUGAAUAUUGAUCCAGAGAAGCUGUUCACCAAGCUUGAGCGGAUCGGAAAGGGAUCAUUUGGAGAGGUCUUCAAAGGCAUUGACAAUCGCACUCAACAGGUCGUUGCUAUAAAAAUCAUUGACCUGGAGGAGGCUGAAGAUGAAGUGGAGGACAUCCAACAGGAGAUUACAGUCCUCAGCCAGUGUGACAGCCCCUUCAUCACUAAAUACUAUGGCUCUUAUCUGAAGGACACAAAACUAUGGAUCAUCAUGGAAUAUUUAGGAGGGGGCUCAGCUCUGGAUUUGCUGGGACCUGGAGCUCUUGAUGAGUCUCAUAUUGCCACCAUCCUUCGAGAGAUCCUGAAGGGUCUGGAUUACCUACACUCGGAGAAGAAAAUUCACAGAGAUAUUAAAGCUGCUAACGUCCUGUUAUCAGAGCAGGGUGAUGUGAAGCUAGCUGAUUUUGGUGUGGCUGGGCAGCUCACAGACACACAGAUCAAGAGGAACACAUUUGUGGGCACUCCAUUCUGGAUGGCACCAGAAGUCAUUAAACAGUCAGAGUAUGACUCAAAGGCAGAUAUUUGGUCAUUGGGCAUAACUGCAAUUGAGCUGGCAAAAGGAGAGCCACCCCACUCUGAUCUUCACCCCAUGAAGGUGUUAUUUCUCAUCCCUAAGGAAAACUCACCCACAUUGGAAGGAAACUACAAUAAAGCUCUCAAAGAGUUUGUAGAUGCCUGUCUCAAUAAAGACCCCAACUUUAGGCCAACAGCUAAAGAGCUUUUGAAACACAAAUUUAUUCGAUAUGCCAAGAAGCCAUCAUACCUGACAGAUCUCAUAGACAAGUACAAGAGAUGGAAAGUAAAACAGGCCCGUGACGAGUCCAGCUCAGAUUCAGACUCAGAUGAUGGUAAAGCAUCUGGAGAGUCUGUGAAUGAUGACUGGAUCUUCAACACUAUCAUAGACAGAGAGCCCAAAUGGAAACAUAAUGGAGUCAUAAAGAAUGAAGAACCCAAACGCAAAGAGGUUCCAGACAGUGCAAAAAAGUCUCCGUCCCAGUGCAUGUCUUCUAUUAUGUCCCCAUUGUUUGCAGAGCAGAAGCGAAAUGUUUAUAAGCCAGCGGUGUUAGAGGAGCUGAAGCAGGCAAUGCUCCUGGCUGAAGAGACAUGUCCCGGGAUCACUGACUCUAUGGUGACGGGGGUGGUUCAGAGGUUCAAGAGGUUUUCCUCUCAUCACUGACUGACUCUGCGUGAAGACUCUUUCUCUGUGGGUGUGACGUCUGACUCACAGUGCACUUCAACACGCGCACAGCUGAAUGCUGAGUGUUUCUUUAGAAAGAUGUUGUAGCAUAGUGUGUGUAUUACAUGUUGUUAUUAUAGUGGGAUUCUGAUUAAGCCAUUUACAUUCUCAGGUACUUCCUGUGUGUAUAUAAGUGAUAAAUGUGGACUGGAUUUGUUUAACAACCCUAUAGAAUCAUGUGAUAACUGAAGUUUUCCUUUGUGUUGAUAUUUCCUAUAGAGUGCUGCAGUGAUGACGUAUUUUUGUUGGUCAACCUGUACGUUAGCAUCACCCUGGUUCCCUUGACAAAAACCCAAUAGUUUUUUCCAUUGGCUUUUGGAUAAUUACAGAAAAUAAGCUCUGUGACAAACAAGUUUAUGAUUCUUACACAUUUUGUUCUUGAUAAUCUUCAAAAGGAACGCAACUUUUAUGAAUUUUGAAGUCUAAAUACAAUCGCCAGAAAUACAAAGCUAAACAUAGGCUAUAAACAAACUACACCAUGAUCACGACUUCAACAUCACCACCAUUAAGGGUCUGACAGCUCUUUCAGUCUUUAUUUAAAUAACAUUUUCCCUGAAAGUUUGAGUACACAAUGAUGCUGUGAUGUUUAAUGUCCCUGACAACCUCUGUAGUCCCAUUUAGAUACAUGUUAGCAAACACACUUUUCCAGACAAGUAAAAGCUUUUUAAAAAAAUCACAAGGGAGUUUUACUGAAGUGUUGAUGUCUUAGAAUAAAACUGGGAAAUAUCUUUGGCUUGAAAUCAUAUUGAAAAAACUCAUAAAACAAGCAUCAACUUCAGAACGAUGGAAACAGAAGUGCUAAAAUGCUAACUUGAUUGCAGGUUUUGGCCUACAAAAAUACGUCAUUCUCAUCAGUUCUCUACUGAAACAGGAUGUUGGUGUGGGUCGGGAUAUAUAAAAUAUAAAAUAUCCUUUUUUUAUUUAAAAAGCCAGUAGCCUUUUACAUCAAAGCCGCAACUGAUGCUACUUGCUAUUGCUAGUCAGAGACAGGUGAUAUCAGGGGGAGGGGCUUCUCAUUCUAAAGAGCAUGUGAUUGGACUAAACUGGAUAAACACAAAAUGAGUGGCCAUUUCCAGUGGAAAAAAAAAUACUCACUAAUUCCUGGAAGAGAGUGUAAAUAUUUAAUUUUAUUUAUCUGUUAAAAAUAAAACUGUCAACUUAGCCUACUGAAACUUAGCGCAGAAACAUGAACUAAAAGCUAGAAAUGUUGUUCUUAAGGGGUUUGUCUUAUAUCUGCUGUUUUUUACAGAACUGUAAUAAUUAAAUUACUGUUGAUUGUUCUUUUUUGAUUUGCUGGUAAAGUUUAAAAAAAGACUAUAAUAUUAAAAACAUAUUAACAGAUUUGUAUUCCUUUAAAUUGUAAUUUUCUUUGUUUUAUUACAAGCCCCGAAGUUUUUUUUUUUUUUUUUAAUAUCCCAAAAGUGCUUAUUGUAUCAAUAUCUUAGCAACAUGCUGGAUGGAUCAUAGGUUUGGAAACCAUAAUCUUCAUUUUUAUAGUCAGUGUUUAAGGUUUUUGUGAUAGGAAAGUUUAACUUAUUCAUGUUAAUUAUUGUACAGCAAACAAAUGGUAUUUUAAAGCUCAAGUGUGUCAUGUCUAAACCACAAGCAAUCAAAAUUGCAAAAAAUCUUGUAUACGCUGGAAUGAUUAAGUAUCUUAACAUCAGAAAAUUACAUACUUGUGCUUUAAAUGGUCCCUCAAGUCCAUUCUGUGGAAACCCAUUAGAUGCUCCAUUUAGAAGUAAACUAUUUUUGUUGUGCUUCCUGUUUCUCCAGUAGCUCUGAGUUACAGCACUUCUGAUUGCACCUGAAUGAUAACAGCAUUUUAAUGCGGUGUUACGUAAAAGAAGGUCCUGUGGGAUUACAGGACUAUAAAUCUGUGCUAAAGUUCGAAUCAGACUAACAUACAUUCGUGGCAUACUAGCAAUCACCACUACGAUGACCCUUAUUAGUAUCUUUUGAGGAAGCACCAGUGUCGUUUAACCCACUGCUAAAAACGGGCUUGAGUGUGUCGAUAACAACUGAACUAAUCGAACGGCAGUGACAACUGAGCAAAUUCACACAAUUUUAAUUCUUACAUCAAAAAACAAGAUCAAAAUUUCUCACUCUAUAUACAGAUAUUACAUACAAUGUUUAUACACUUAUUACAUAAUUUUUACACAAGAAAAAUAUACAUAAAAAUGUAAACUUUUGUAUACAAAAAAAUACCUUAGACAAAUUAAAGACCAAUAACAAAAGGUGACUAGACUAUCCUAUGAGUUUUAAAAACAGUUCUACAGUACAUUCAGUGAGUACAGGAAUCAGUCAGCCAUCCUAACGCAGAGUGCAAGCGAUUUCUGUCAGGGGUUUCUCUGUGCAGCAGACCUGCCGUCGUUCGCACAGCACACACAGUAGUAACACAGUAAAAACGUGGACCGCACACAACAAUUCAGCUCGUUAGAGAAACGAAAAGGCUUUUGUCACAACUGAUCAACAUUGGUGGGGAGAAUAAACAAAGACGACUCUUGUUCACAAGAACCUGUGGAACGAAGUGCAGGUGAAAGUGCAUCUGAACACAGGAAGUUUAAGGGGGAGGAAUCUUGAGGUUCACUGAAAAUGAAGUAAUGGCCUGUGAUCAUUCUGGCACUCCGAUCUUGUUCAUGAAAAAUCUUCAUAAAUUUGAGUGGUUUUAAACCAAUUCAAAUGCAACAAUUUUAUAUUCUACUGGUUUUAGAAAUGAAUUCAAUGUACGUAACAGCAGUUUUAAGAACUGUUCAAUUCAAUGCAACAGUUGGCGUAAGAACGAACCGAAUCGUUUCUAUAAACCAUUCUUGCGUAAACGGUCACAUUGACUUUUAGAAAUUGGUUUUAUUCAGUGUAAUAAUUUAUGGUUUCUCAAACAAUUAACAUUCUGCUGGUUUUUCAUGAAUGAGACCCAUAAUCUUUUGGACUAGUGAGAUUGGAUCAAAGUGGGGUUGUCAAAAGCACCGACCGCGAUACCAAGUUGAUACUGAAAUUUUAAAAAUGUGACGCUUUGAGCGCUGUUGAGUGGAUUCUUAAACACCUCUGAUUGGCCAUUGUGUUCACGCCCUCAACAGAUAUGUCUGUGAUUGGCUACAAUGAUCAACACACAAAAGUGUUUGAAUUUGAAAACAGGCGUACUUUCAAACACUCCCGUGUGUAUCUGCGUAAUCGCUCUGAGAAGAGCGUCAUGUCUAUUAUGAUGUCUAUUACAACUUUUUGAAGCAUUAAUCAUUGUAGCCAAUCACAGACAUAUCUGAUGAGCCCGUGAACAUUUGCCAAUCAGAGGUGUUUACGAAUCCGCACAUCAACGCUCAAAGCGUCACAUUUUUAAAAUUUCAGUACCCACUUGGUAUCACGGUUGGUACAUUUGACAACACUAGAUCAAAGUAAGUGUGAUGAGGGCCAUGGUUGUGGUUUUAUGUCUUUCAGGGACCACUGACUGUUACUUUUUAAUAGCUAUCAAAAAUAUUGUUGCACAUGAUCACAGUCUCUUCGUCCGAAUAAAUGACACAGAUACACAACAUCAAUAAAAAUGAUUAAUCACGAGAGUUUUGAUAGCCAUUAAAACUACCAAACAUUAUGCCACUAAAUGCUUCAGUUCCACCAAGUAUUUUGCAAAUGACUAGUUUUCUUUUUUUUUUCCAUCAAAAAAAAAAAAAAAAUCUUGUUUAUCUUUCGCCACUCAAUUCACCCAAUAAAACCCAAUCUAGAGGUUUCUAUUCUAUAAAUAUAUUUAAAUACUUAAUAUAUGAGAUCAUUGUUCAGUGUCUAAAAUCUACCAAAAACCUUGGUUUUACGGUCAGAACUUCAAAAGAGAAAAUGAAAUCUGCAGGGAACAUUGGUCCCACGUGGCGUAAGGCUGACUGACGGUGGCUAAAAAUGGCUGAUUUUGAACCUGACACUUCUGUGGAAGUCUGGAGAAGAACCAUCAGGCUGCACAAACCA